This is a messenger RNA of Diceros bicornis minor, 2197 nucleotides long. RefSeq lists its product as uncharacterized. The record is from RefSeq and is a predicted model, not a curated record. The coding region runs from base 1 to 972 and encodes 323 amino acids. The transcript is spliced from 3 exons. NCBI's taxonomy places the organism in Eukaryota, Metazoa, Chordata, Mammalia, Perissodactyla, Rhinocerotidae.
AUGGCCGUAGUCGGGGGAGGGCGCCACUGCUCGGCGGGGGCUUGGGGCGGUCAGGGGCCGCGCGCAGGCGGUGCGCGCCGAGGAGGGACGCGGCGCCCCGCACUCAGCCGUGCCCUAGCAGCGGGAACAGUACUGCAGCGGGCGAUCGGUGCUCUGGAGUAUUGUUCCUGCUGCCCGGGCAAGGCUGGGACUCCCGCACGGGCCCAGCCUCCAGGUCUCGCUUUUCCUGUGAAAACCGCUUUAGAUUUUUUUGACCUGGCACAUCGGCAGGUAAAGGACUAUUGGCAAAGACAAAGGGAGGUGUGGACUCUUUUCCACGCUUUGUGGCAUCUUAAAAGAAACGAAACACAAAAAGCCCCUCUUGUCUGUACGGGCUGCCUUGGCCUGGUCUUCCCGGGGGCCGGGAAGACUCCCAAAGAGUCCCACUUUUUGGAUGCCCAGGGUUCCAGGUACCCAGAGCUGGGAGUCAGGCUCCAGCCGCCUGCUCUCCCAGACUCCCUUGCGCCCGGGCCGGCGCGGGCAGUGGGGGGCUCUUCCGGCCGCCGGGGACCCUCUGGGUCCCAGGGGCGCCGCGCCCCGGCGGCCUUCGCCGGCCUGGCUUCCCCUGCCGCCGCGCCCCCGCCCCAGCAGCGACCUCCAGGCCUGGUAGCCCCGGAGUCGGGCCCGCCCCGCUCGGCCGGCCCAGGGCCCCUCGGGCCCGCAAUGCCGAGGCCUGAACGGCGAACAGGUUCCCGAAGCCGCCUUUCUUUGCCCUUGGGGUUCGGGGAGGCACCGAGACUGCCCUCCUGCCGCUCACCAGCUUCCCUUCUCCCUUUCUCCCCGCUCUGUAUGGGUCCCCCUCAAGCCAGGAGGCCCGAUGGCACCCGGCGCCCAGCCCUCCAGGAGGACCAUGCCCGCGUCAUCCGGCUCCGUCCAGUGGGCGCCUGCAGGACCCAGGAAUAUUUUUUGAAGGCCUCCAGCAUCUCCAGUUAGCAGUACUGACUUUUUUUCCAACAAAGGAACACUACAUCAACACUCUUGGCCGGGAUCUGAACACAGAAGACUCCUGUUUCAAGAAAAUACAAUCAUCUCUCAAAGUGUGUAACUUAUAUGCAUUUUUAACUCACUAGGUAUUGAAAACCACCCAAGUGUCCCACAACAUGGGGUAAAAUAUAAUCAAUCACUCAAUGUAAUGUUAUACAUCCUUUAAAAAUGUUAUUGGAAAAUGUUUUAUGAUCUGUAAGUUGAAAUAACCCUCUCCCACCAUUUCUUUCGCCCUGCUGCUCCCCCAUACCCAUGCUUCUUUGUUCCAAUUGGCAUGUAAACUUGUUUUUCCCGCCAAAUGAGUCAGUCAUGAUGGGAACGUCAAUUGAUUUGAACAGAUGUGUGUCAAUGUUACUUGGAAAACUAGAUGCCAAUAACCAGGGCCACAAAGAAAGGCAGUGGUUGCAACUCUGUAAAAAUGUAUGCAUGCAUACAGACAAGGAGUAAAGUGGAACCCCAAACAGGAAGAGAGUUGGAUACACUCCAGUGCUGGGAGAUUGAACGAUUGUAUGCUGCUUUUGAUUUCCGUUAAUACAGGCAACUGUCCAAUUAAAAAGACCUAAUAAGGACUCUGCAGUGCAAAUUAUUUUGCUGAUUGUUUUAAAACACCAUAUCUAUCAAAUCAUCAAGGCAGAUGGGGCAGCAGGGGACUGGGUUUGUUCCCCCAAUCUUGGACUAGAGAUCUCAGGGCAACACUGGGAGAAAAAGUGAUCCUACACAGGUGGGAGUUAACUUCUAGGCAGGGUUCCUGAGAGACGGUACAAGAGGAAAAUAAAAAUAGGUUCAAAAAGCAUUUUUUGGAAGAUCAAUGAAUUUUUUGAUAGGAAUUGAUAGGAAUUAAAGACUUGAGUUGGGGCUAUAUCCAUGGUGGCACAAAUUUUUAGAGACCUAUUUUCCCAUCAGCCUUCACUGUAACUUAUCCUCAUGACCCUAGAACGUUAUAUAUGCAUUCAUAUUUAGAAUGACUACUCUUAAACGAAAAACAUAUAUAUACACCAAUUAUAGCAAAUGUGUAUCUCCCUGCCACCCUACACCCUACUCCUCCCCACCCUUUCAUAAUAUUUCACCUAUCUGCUGCCUUUGCCUCCCUCCCCCGAUCCGCAAUUGAUCUCUUUGGCAAGUUCAAAAAGGCUUCGACCCCUGCGGGGAUAGUAAAUUGAGCCAUUAGGGAAGA